Molecule: messenger RNA, 3153 nt
Organism: Penicillium odoratum
Lineage: Eukaryota; Fungi; Ascomycota; Eurotiomycetes; Eurotiales; Aspergillaceae
Product: Zn(II)2Cys6 transcription factor
Exons: 8
Coding region: 1-3153 (1050 amino acids)
Biological process (GO): regulation of DNA-templated transcription; DNA-templated transcription
Molecular function (GO): DNA-binding transcription factor activity, RNA polymerase II-specific; DNA binding; zinc ion binding
Source: RefSeq, a predicted model, not a curated record
AUGAGCCCCCCUUCAUCCAAACCAAAGAAUGGCGGCAAUACCUCCGGCCCUAGACAGAUUCGCUUCGUCGCUACCGAUGGCCAGCCACAGACCAAACGCCGCCGAGUUAACGCCGCUUGUUUAACCUGCCGCCGUCGCAAGAUCAGAUGUUCGGGGGAACAACCUGUAUGCAAGACAUGCUCCGACUACAAACAUGUUUGCUUAGGAUACGGUGAAUCAACUGCCCACCAAAGAUCCCAAUCCGAUUCAGCCUCGCGCAUGAUACCGGCCCCUCCCCUCAACUCCAACGAUACAAACCAGCGCAAUGAAAGGGAACGGGCAGAUAGCUAUUCGCCCGAGCCGGCUUCAGCACCGAGACACCUUUCCAACCCAAUACCUAAUAAAUCCCCGGUAUCAAAGACAUCCGAUUCUAAGGAGGCUUCAUUAUCUAGAGACGCCUCCGCCCGCAAGGAGUCUGACUCGCAUGCCGCUGGUGACACUCCUGGAAGCAGUCGGACAUCUCUGAGCUCUGGCAACCGCACCCAUGUUCCGUAUUUUCGAUAUUUUGGGCCUACCGCCAUUGUGCCCGGCUUCAAGCAAAUGGUUGUACAAGUUCGGGGAUCACGCAAGAGCAACCCGUCGAUGUCAUCAGGUCUGUUACCACCUGUCCUUGCUCAUCUAUGUCCGUUUUGGCCUCCUGCUGAUCGUCGCUUCAAUGUAGAGUCGCUAUCUCCACUGCGUAGCCCCAGAAUUUCUGAUAUCCCAGGUGGCCCGUUGGGUAUAGACAGCCGCGAUAGUCGAGAUGCCAAUACCAUCCCAUUUUACGACCGAGAUGACACGCCCCCGGUAUCGAACCUAGUCUCUCACUUAUGUGAUCUCUUUUUCACGCAUCUGGGCUGCAACUUUCCGUUCCUUCAGCGAGAGAGGUUUCUACAAGAUCUGAGGGAGAAAAGGCUCGAUACUAUGCUGGUGGACGCCGUUUGCGCAUUGGCUGCUAGAUUUUCACCUCACCCGCUACUUGGGCCUCCUCAGGCACCACCCAUUGAUCGUUCCCAGCCGCCCGCUGAUAUCAGAAUGUGGGACCGGGGACUACCUUUUGCACACCGGGCAAUGAGCGCACUGGUCGAUUCACUUUCCUGCCCAACUCUCUACGCUGUCCAGGCCUGUUUAUUACUAGCCUACGAGCAAUUUGGCUCCAAUCACGAUAGUGGCCUCUGGAUGUACCUGGGAAUCUCUAUCAGAAUGGCACAGGACCUUGGCUUGCAAAAACACCAAGGGUUGAAGCAUAAUUAUGGGCGGAAAGGCGUGACCCCGAGCGAGGUGAUGACUGGUCAGGCUGGCAAGCUACGAGAAGAUCAGUACGACGAUCUUGACGUCUACCAGAGUCCUAAGACGUUGCCACCUGCUUUUGGAAGUGAACGUGCACGAGAAAAGGAACAGGUCGAUUCCUUUUGGAGCAUCUUUUUCCUCGAUCGGGUCAUCUCUUCUGGAACUGGGCGACCAGUUACUCUGCGCGAUGAGGAUAUCGAGCUUUGUUUCCCCCUUCAGUCUGAAUCUCAAUUACCAAAUGGCUGGCCUGCACCAUUCCCGCCCCUUAUCCGGGUAAUUCAUCUCUACGGGAGAGUGACGGAUCUUAUCAACGGGAUACAAGAUGUCAACCAUGUCACAUCUGAUACUCUUAAAAGAUUGGCUGGCAUGGAAAGUGAUCUGACAGGCAUUUAUCAGCGGUUGUCACCAAAAUUGCAUUUCAACGCGGCAAAUUUCCAAGCAUAUGUCAAAGCUAAGGAGGGAACUAACUUCAUUUUGCUUCAUUUUUGGUUUCACACGUUGAUUGUGUUGCUUCAUCAGCCUACUCUUUUGAAUUCAUUUGGCGGAUCAAUACAGCAUCUUUAUCCCAACAGCCGCGAACUUUCAAUGUCCUCCGCAAAGACUAUCGCUGACAUUCUAUCAUUCUCAGAACUGGUAGAUGGUAAGAGUUUCAUCGGUAACCCAUUCACUAGCCAGCCCAUGUACAUCGCGGCUUGUGCCUUCCUAAUGGAAAGCGCGUACUAUACAUCACCUGCAUCGAGGGGAACAUCACCUCUCCCACAGCCAUUGUUGAACAACCAGUCUAGUGGUUUUGUGAUGCCGACAAUGGAGCCAUCUCAUGGAUCAGAGCGAAAUUCCACUGCGAAGCACAUUUUACUUGCAUCCGCCGCCAAGGAGAAUUAUCAGCGCUGCUACAAGGCGUUGAAGGCACUCAAUUCAUACUGGGAGGGUACUGGUUACAUCUUGACGGUACUAGAUCAGAAGGCCAAGGGUAUUGUGGAUCCUCUUCUUUACAAUACAGAGGACAUGGAGAACACCGCAGGUGAAACACCAUUUGGAGCUGUCAGCUGGCGCCCAGGUCAGCCGACGGAUGUUGCUCAAGUGUCCGAUAGACCCCCCGGUGUUGCUGAUAUCCCGUCUGAUGGAAGGUGGUCACCAAAGUUUGACCCCAGCCAAGCCAUCGGAUGGGCGCUCACUGGGGCCACCAAUUCUUCCCAACCGAACCUGAGUUUAUUAUAUCAGAUGCCCACAACAGAGGCCGAGACUCGCUCCGUGAGACCCGCCUAUUCAUCACAGUAUAGUCACAGUUUUCCACCAUUACCGGUUGUCACAAAUGCCGGGCCAAGCUCGACUUCCUCGUUUGCGCAUCCCCUUACCCCAUCUAUCUCUCACGGUGAAAGCCAGGCAUCCUCCCUCGCCACUGCAAACAGCAAAUACUCCCAGGUUCCUACACAUGCAAUUGGUACUGAAUCCCCAUAUUACAUGGGGAUAAAUUCCCCCUACCCUGAUUCAGGACCCACGGCAUCAGGGUCGAGCUUUAACGGCCUCCCAUCCAAUCAAAUGGAUGGCCAAGCCUCUGCAUACGUUUAUCCAGUGUCUUCUGGACCCGCGGAUCAACAUGGCAGUCACGCGCAUAUGACUUCUAGAAUUGACCUACACCACUCAAUGCACAACAAUGCGGGGAUGAUGAUAGGGAGCCACGAUGUCGAUAUGAACACCCUUCACCACCAGGAGUCGUUCCCCUUUACCAAUGGUGAAAUUGUCCCGUGGCUGGAGUAUCUCCCACAGGAUGUUCUCAGCUUCUUUGGUGACAACCAUAAUUACCCUCUCAUGAGCCCCGACGACACUACCCAGCCCCCACCAUAA